AUGUCUGGGUCCAUCUCAAGCGAAGCAUCGUUAUAUAAUUUCAUUGAGAUCGCAAGGUACUCUGAGGUGGGUGUUUUCAUGACCAAUGUAAUUGAUUCCAUGGUGACACCAAUAUCGACAGUAUUAUGUCUCGACCAAGAGAUAAAUAAUAUUUGGGAAAAGCUAAUUAUCACUGUAGAAAAGGAAGCUAAAUCUGGUCACAAUCCUGUACAUAGUGUGUCAUACAUGAACUUCUCAAUAUCGAAAAUUGCACCCUUCUGGUACAUUCAGAUGCCUAUCAGUCUGGUGGAUAGCCCAGGUCGGAUCCGACGUUGUUCUUUUCGUGACUCAAGGAAGUCUAGGGCCAUGAUGCGUUUCUUGACGGUCUGGCUACUGGUGCAGCAGAUUGCGAGGGUCAUUGUUUUUGCUUCCCAGUACCAUGGAGUCGCUGUCAACGACUUCGGCUACACUACGUGCAUGGUGGUGCUCAUCACGUCCUCAUGGUCUACUGUGUUUGACAGCGUCGUUGUGAUCGCCCUUCAAACGUAUAUCCUCCCAAAACUUCUGGGUCUGCUAUCCAUGUUCGAAUCAGAUAACCUUGGGUUAUCGGCCGCAGAGAUGUCUGCGCAGGUGUUAUGGAUGUCCGUGAUUGGCCCACGUACAAUCCUGAACAUCCGCACCCACGCUGUGGCUGCUGAGAUAUCUAGGGGAGAGAUGAUUAGGGGUGUCCCUACUAAGACUGGCAAAGGUGUAGAGUUGACUGUAACAGUUCAUGCAGAGAGAGUAAACUUCCUAUAG
Messenger RNA from Coniophora puteana RWD-64-598 SS2, 777 nucleotides. RefSeq lists its product as uncharacterized. Lineage: Eukaryota; Fungi; Basidiomycota; Agaricomycetes; Boletales; Coniophoraceae. Bases 1 to 777 code for a protein of 258 amino acids. The transcript has 10 exons. The record is from RefSeq and is a predicted model, not a curated record.